Messenger RNA from Glycine soja, 1982 nucleotides. RefSeq names its product pectinesterase/pectinesterase inhibitor PPE8B-like. Gene Ontology annotation, molecular function: pectinesterase inhibitor activity; pectinesterase activity. The record is from RefSeq and is a predicted model, not a curated record. The transcript has 4 exons. The coding region runs from base 48 to 1598 and encodes 516 amino acids. Gene Ontology annotation, biological process: cell wall modification. NCBI's taxonomy places the organism in Eukaryota, Viridiplantae, Streptophyta, Magnoliopsida, Fabales, Fabaceae.
UAUCCAACCUCUCUGACUCGUUAUUUGCCCCCCACUGCUUCUUCCAAAUGGCUAUUCCUUCACUAGUAAACCAGCCUCUAGCAUUCAGCUUCUCCUUCCUCCUCUUUCUUGCUCUCUGCACCCCAUUGGCUGCUAACAACACCGAUUUCGGAGGUUCAGCCUGCCUCAAGGUUUCCCCCACCCACUUCGCCGGCUCAGUCACCGAAGUCAUAACUGCUAUACGACAAGUCGCUUCCAUCCUCUCACGCUUCAGCCCUCCCUUCGCCAACUUCCGCCUCGCCACCGCCCUCGCCGACUGCCUUGACUUGCUCGACCUCUCCUCCGACGUCCUCUCCUGGGCCCUCUCCGCCUCUCAGAACCCCAAAGGGAAGCAUAACAGUACGGGGAAUCUGAGUUCGGAUUUGAGGACAUGGCUAAGUGCGGCGCUUGCGCAUCCAGAGACGUGCAUGGAGGGAUUGGAAGGGACAAAUAGCAUUGUGAAGGGUUUGGUCUCAGCCGGAAUCGGCCAAGUGGUGUCGCUGGUGGAGCAGCUUCUUGCGCAGGUGGUGCCCGUACAGGAUCAAUUUGACGACGCCAGCAGCAAGGGGCAAUUUCCUUUGUGGGUUAAGCCCAAGGAAAAGAAGCUGCUGCAAUCAAUUGGAAUGACAGCUGCUGAUGUUACUGUAGCGUUAGAUGGGAGUGGGAACUAUGCUAAGAUCAUGGACGCGGUGCUUGCGGCACCGGAUUACAGCAUGAAGCGUUUUGUGAUUUUGGUAAAGAAGGGUGUUUAUGUUGAGAACGUGGAGAUCAAGAGGAAGAAGUGGAAUAUUAUGAUGGUUGGAGAGGGGAUGGAUUCCACCAUUAUCUCCGGUAACCGGAGUGUCGUCGACGGUUGGACCACAUUCCGGUCAGCUACAUUCGCUGUGAGUGGCAGAGGAUUCAUAGCAAGAGACAUAUCCUUUCAGAACACCGCAGGGCCCGAGAAGCACCAAGCAGUGGCACUAAGAUCAGACACUGACCUCUCAGUGUUCUUCCGAUGUGGGAUUUUCGGUUACCAAGACAGUCUCUACACCCACACAAUGCGCCAAUUCUUCAGAGAAUGCACAAUCACUGGAACGGUUGAUUACAUCUUUGGUGACGCCACUGCAGUGUUCCAAAACUGCUUCCUACGGGUCAAGAAAGGGUUGCCAAACCAAAAGAACACAAUCACAGCACACGGUAGAAAAGACCCAAAUGAACCAACCGGUUUCUCGUUCCAAUUCUGCAACAUAACCGCAGAUUCUGACCUUGUACCUUGGGUUAGCAGCACUCAAAGUUACCUGGGGAGACCCUGGAAGAGUUACUCACGAACAGUUUUCAUGCAAUCGUACAUGAGUGAGGUGAUAAGGGGAGAAGGGUGGUUGGAGUGGAAUGGGAACUUUGCAUUGGAGACAUUGUACUAUGGUGAGUACAUGAACACCGGGGCAGGUGCUGGACUUGCUAACCGUGUCAAGUGGCCAGGGUACCAUCCAUUCAAUGAUUCCAACCAGGCUAGUAACUUCACAGUGGCUCAGUUUAUUGAGGGGAAUCUAUGGUUGCCUUCAACUGGAGUAACGUACACUGCGGGACUCAUACUUUAGUUUAACACAAAUUAAUACUGCCAAAGAGGAAAUUAUAGGGGUUAUGCAUUUAAGUGUUUUGUGGUUAGCAUUAACGAGCUUCAACAACAAUCCAUCGGUUUGGCGAAAUUUUCUUUUCUUUGUGGGGGUGACUUCAUUUGGUGUGGUGACAAAUCGCUGCAUGAGAAAUACUAAUACUAUUUUACAACGAGCCAGUGCUAAUUAAUGAAGUCCCAACUAACUACAUUUGUAGAAAUUGCAGCAAAAAAAUAAAUAUAAAACUGCACUGUAGAGAGUAGAGUUCUUGCACAUGUUGUAUCCAUUUAGAUUGGAUAGUAUUUCUGGUCCCCAGCUCCUGAUUCUAGCACGGAAUUAUGUCAAUGUGUUAGUUUAUUUUCUAAAAAA